Molecule: messenger RNA, 182 nt
Organism: Racocetra persica
Lineage: Eukaryota; Fungi; Glomeromycota; Glomeromycetes; Diversisporales; Gigasporaceae
Source: the annotation of a GenBank genome assembly
CUUCUUCGGAUGAACAAUUUAUUCAAUGCAAACUAUGCAAGCAUCCAAAUGGAACUUAUGGAAAAAGUUCCAGCAUUAGUACUAUUAAACGUCAUUUCGAAAGCAAUCACAAAGCAGAAUACCGGAAAUAUCGAUCUGAUUCGCAAGAAGUGGAACCUUACGGUGUUCAUGAUGAAGAGAAA